Messenger RNA from Neopsephotus bourkii (Bourke's parrot), 2073 nucleotides. RefSeq names its product ADAMTS like 5 (gene ADAMTSL5). The record is from RefSeq and is a predicted model, not a curated record. NCBI's taxonomy places the organism in Eukaryota, Metazoa, Chordata, Aves, Psittaciformes, Psittacidae. Gene Ontology annotation, biological process: extracellular matrix organization. Gene Ontology annotation, molecular function: protein binding; metalloendopeptidase activity. Gene Ontology annotation, cellular component: extracellular matrix.
AUGCCAGCGCAGGUCUCCAAGCCCCCAGCCCCUGCUUGGUCCCGUUGGCAGCUGGACCCCGGUGCUUGGGGGCCCUGGGGACCCUGGAGCUCCUGCUCCAGCUCCUGCGGGGACGGCGUCGCCCUCCGUACUCGGAGGUGCCUGCGGUCCAGCGAGGAGGAGCCGUGCACGGGUGACCCGCGGCAGUACCGGCUCUGCCAGCUCCAGGGCUGCCCCAGCGGCUCCGUGCCCUUCCGUGCCAUGCAGUGCUCUCUCUACGACAACAAGCCCAUCCUGGGCACAUCAGCCCGGUACCAGUGGGUGCCCUUCCAUGGAGCCCCCAACGUCUGUGACCUGAACUGCUUGGCCGUGGGGCACAACUUCUACUACACCUUCGGCCGGGUGCUGGAUGGCACCCGCUGCGGCCCCGGCUCUCCGGACCUCUGUGUCAGCGGGCGCUGCUUGAGCGUGGGCUGCGAUGGGAUCCUGGGCACGGGUGUGCGGCCGGAUACCUGCGGGCCGUGCGGCGGGGGCCACGAUGCGUGUCUCUUUGUGCAUCGGCUCUUCCAGGGCGAGGACGCCUCCUCCGGUUCUUUUGGGUACAUGAAUGUGACCAGGAUCCCAGCUGGGGCCAGCCACAUCAAGGUGACGGACAAGAGCCGCAACUACCUCGGUAGGACAUGUCCUGUCUCUGUCCCAGUCAGUCCCAGUCCCCCAGUCAGUCCCAGUCUCUCCCAGUCAGCCCUGGUUGGUGCUACCCACGGGUGCAGUGAUGGAAGGGUAAGGGGGGUUUGCUCUGUGCCGUUCCCUGCGGUUCUGCUCCGAUGCAGGUUCCAUGGACAUUCCAAUGAACACUUGGGGCAGUUUUCCAGAGGCUGCGGCUGUGGUUUUGGGGAAGGGCUGAGCUGGAGCAGGGCCAGGACUGGGAUCCCCAGACCCCCCAGUUCCCCUCUCAGUGCAGUCGGGUCCCUGUCCCCCCCCGGGACCAUGCUCGGGGGCAGUUUGCACACCAGGGUUUGGCUCGGGAUGAAAGCCAAGAUCUCACAAGAAAGCAGAUUUCUCGUAAGCCCCGGCCGCAGCUCUCCCAGCCCACGCUGCCCUCCCCGCCUGGGGAGAGGCCUUCGGUGGGGACCCAGGCAUUGCCCGGUGCAGGGGUCCCAGCGUCCAUGCAGUGCUUAUGCCUCAGACACGCUCCCUCCUGCAGCCCUGAUGACGAGCGAUGGGCGCUAUGUGCUCAAUGGGGACUGGUCCAUCGCCUGGCCGGGGCAGUACGAAGCAGCCGGCACCCGGCUACACUACACCCGGAGCCCCGAUGGCACUGAGAGCCUGGAGGCCCCUGGCCCCACUGAUGAGGAUCUGCAAGUGAUGGUCCUCCUGCAGGAGCCCAACCCUGGCAUCGAGUACGAGUUCUGGCUGCCCCGUGGGCACCCGCAUCCUGCCCAUGGCAACUCCAGCCCCCUGCGGCAGCCCCAGCCCCGAGGGGCUGGCACCCCCCCACCCCAGGACCCCCCGGGACCCCCAGCUCUGCCCCCCAGCUCUGCCACGGAGCCGCCACCGAGGAGCCCCCCUGGCUGGGCCGGGGUCCCCGCAGGGCGAUGCGGGAGGUGCCGAACCCCCAAGGGCCGCUCGCAGCGCAUCCUCCACCUCUGCCAGAGCGACUUUGCGUUCCGGGGCCGGAUCCUGGCUCGGCGCUUGGUGGGGCAGGAGACGCGCUACGAGGUGGAGGUGAUGGCUCCGUACCGGUACCGCUCCCCGCUGCUGCGCAGGGAGUACCUGUGGGUACCCAACGCCUGCGGCUGCCCCCCGCUGCGGGAGGGGGCCGAGUACGUGCUGAUGGCCAGGCGGCACGUUAACUACGAGCGCACCCUCAACCGCAUCCUGCUGCAGGACCACGGCUACGCCCGCCCAUGGACACCCCGCGAGGAGCGCCUGGUGCGGGAGGCGGCCCGGCACUGCCCCCAGCCCCGGCCGCCCUGAGCAUCCCCCGCAUCCCCCCCGCCUUGGGGAGGGCGCUGCCGGCAGGACCCCGGGGGCUGGGGAUGCUCUCGUCGAGCAUCAAACCCUUGCUAUGGGUGCGGAGGGGGCUGCAGGGAC